Messenger RNA from Apis dorsata (giant honeybee), 3707 nucleotides. RefSeq names its product autism susceptibility gene 2 protein-like (gene tay). Lineage: Eukaryota; Metazoa; Arthropoda; Insecta; Hymenoptera; Apidae. The record is from RefSeq and is a predicted model, not a curated record. The transcript has 15 exons. The annotation marks the transcript as partial.
UUCCAUACUGACACCUUCUACGAUAAACCAGGUAAUUCAGGUACAAGUGACGAUAGUGGUAGAGCAUCUGAACAAUUGCAUGGCCCUGGUAUACCUAGGGAUUGCCAGGACGCAGACAGUUCCAGGGACCACCUCAGCGAUGCUAGCAGUCAUUGCAGUUCGGGUAAAGGUUAUAUCUGUGAUAGUGAAGGAGAAGACGAUAAGGGCUCGGAUGCUGAAUCGAUACUCUUUGAAUCUUCUACCCCACCACCCCUUGCACGUAAAUACGAAUUGCCAUCAUCUUCACCACACGUUUUGCCUCCAGCAAACGGAGCAGGAGGUUCACCUCCAGACACGGGUGGACAAAUUUCAAAUCCAGCAACGGAUGCUCCGGCACCUAUACCACCUCCUGUGCCUGCGUCUGCACCAGUUCCAACAGCGCCAAGUCCUCCCAGUCCUACUCUACCCCCUCACAUAUCCCAACCACCUAUGACUAGUCCAUUGGCAGCAAAUCCACGUGCAAUAGCUCCGCAACAGCGGCCAGCUUCCCCUGCUCUGCCACCUCCUUCUUUGUCCCAACCUCAUACUACAAUACCUGCACUACAUCCACCCAAUGUACCCCUUGUUUCGUCAAGUCAUACAACUAGUCCUGCAGUAGCCAGCUUAGGCGUUACCCCAGCGGCACCAUCAAACGGAGCUACAACUACUAGCUAUCCACCGUCGAUACCCAUGGCUGCUUAUCCUCAAACCCAACCAUCUUAUCCACCUCUUUAUACACCAUAUACUGCUUUAAAUCACAGUCCAUACCUUCCACCUGCAGUUCCAUCUCCCUCCCAUUCUGCUUCUUCACGAGCAGAAGUGAGAGGAAGUAGAGCUUCCCCAUGUACUAAUAUAAGUAAACAACAACCUAUAGGGAAUAAUACCACAAAUCAUAAUACUCCUCUGAGCGCUGCCACUACGACAUGUGUAUCUACAAUAACUAAUACAGUUACUACAGCAAAUACCAUUGCUCACAGAGAUAUGGUAGCUUGUAGUUUAACUGGAAGAAACAAUAAUUCGCCUCGUGGGCAUAGUCCGAGUCGAGAAAGAGAUAGUUAUAGCAGUAAUGUCAGUAGCCUAAGUCGAGGUAGCAUAACGCCUGUAAGUGUGCCAAACACAUCUUCUCCAGCCAAUUCUAGUCUACCUGCAUAUACCAAACCACAAGGAUGGAUCGGUAGCAGCACAACUUCACAAUUGUCUCCAGCAACAGCAACGUCAGUUCCAAGGCCAACUCCUCCACCAGUACCACUUGGCAUGCACACGUUUCCGCCGCCAAUGUUUGCAGCACCCUUACCACCUCCUGUGUCUAGUUCCAGUCCACAUACGUCACUGCCUUCAUUACCACCGCCAACGACUAAUCCUAAUCCAUUCUCUGCCGAGUCACUUUUUCAAACAAGGGUGACUCAUGUCGCAGGUCAGGCAGACCUGUUAAGGCGAGAGCUUGACAAUAGAUUCUUGGCAUCCCAAGACAGAAACGUUGGAGUCGGAGUUGGCAAUUUGGGUCCGCCCCCAUAUCUUAGGACAGAGAUGCACCAUCACCAACAUCAGCACACUCAUGUACAUCAACAUACUACACCUUUGCUUCCACCAACGGCCGCAACUACUUUAUUUCCGCCUCCUAUAUUCAAGGACAUCCCGAAAUUAGGAGGUGUUGAAUCUCCAUUUUUUCGUGGAAAUCUAAAUCUUUCUAGUUAUUCUGGCUUUAAUACUGGUCUCUUACAUCCCGGAAUUGGUCCACCUUCAACUCCUUUUGUACCUCCCAAUCAUUUAACGUCAUUUGCACCAAAGAAAAGUGGAAAAUGGAAUGCAAUGCAUGUUCGCAUUGCUUGGGAAAUUUAUCAUCAUCAACAAAAACAACAAGCGGAAGCAAAAGCAGGAAGUGUCGUUAAUACUAAAACAGAACUCCUACGACCACCAGGUCAUCUUUAUGCAGCAGGUCCAGGAACUGGUCUCGGAAUAGGAGCAUCUCCUAUGGCACCACCAUUUCCUACUAAUAUACCACCGGCACAUCCUGCACCACCUCCACCUCAUCCAGUUGGUUUUCUAUCUACACCAGCAUCACAUUUAGGAACAGGAAUGUCACCAUUUGGAAGAUAUCCAUCAACAUUUGGUGCACCUAAUCCGAAUUUUCCUGGUCUUUCUAGUUUUCCUCCAUCGAGAGAAAUGCCACCAUUAGGUGGAUUGGGUUCUGUUCAUGAUCCAUGGAGAGGGUUACAAAGAGCCUCUGCUGGCUUUCCACCAACUACAGCAGUAUCAUGGAGUCUAAAACCAGAACCACCUGCAAUUGAUAGACGAGCUGAACUUGAAGAACGAGAACGCGAGCGAGAACGCGAACGUGAGCGUGAGCGAGAACGUGAACGUGAACGCGAACGUGAACGAGAACGAGAACGCAUAAGACGUGAGAAAGAAAGAGAAAGGGAAGAACAACGCGAAAGAGAGAGACGGGAACGUGAAAAAGAAGAAAAGAGAAAACAGCAGGAAGCUGCUGAACGAGAAAGGGAAAGAAGAGAUAAGGAACGUAGAGAAAUGGAAAGACGCGAAAUGGAACGUGAAAGGUUACUUCAUCAAAAUCGACAACAUGUAGUCGUUGGUCGGGAACGGUCACCUCUAAGAAAUGGGUCAGCACCUAUAGAUGCUGGCGAAGUACGCGUUAAAGAGGAACCACGAAGUAAAGAUGAUGAAGUAGUAAUGCUUCCAAGGCCACCAGGUCCUGGCCCUGGAGCAGCAUCUGCAGCAACAGGACCUGGUCCGAGUCCACUGCCUGACACAAGAUAUCAUCAUCCUCAUCCUCAUUCAUACCUUGCAAGGCAUCCGCAUAGUAUGCCUGCGCCGCAUUCCAUGCCACGAAGUAUGCUCCCUGCCUUGAGUGCACAUCCAAUGCAACAUUUUCCACCUCCAUCCGCACCGACUGGUCAACCAGGAGGUCCUUGGCCUGGGGAUCCUUUUAGGGAUUAUCGUUAUGAUCCUUUACAACAAUUACGUUAUAAUCCAUUAAUGGCUGCUGCUGCAUUUCGAGCAGAGGAAGAAGAAAGAGCUAAACUUUAUGCUGGAUAUCCACCGCCACCUGUAAAUUCUUUAAGAAGUAAGGAUCCAAGUCCUGGUCCAUUGAGUAAUUUGCAUAUGCAUCAUAGAGCAGGACCUGGACCAGGGGUACCAACACGACAAUUAGAGCCUGCUUUAAUGCAUGCAGAUAUACAUAAAAAGGAGGAUGCAUCCCAAUCUCGAUGAUAUAUCCUCCCUACGUCCUCGGCUUCUGCAAGUGAACGCACUAAAGGGUCAGCAUUCUGAGCAUUUGCGUAAAGUAUCCAGGCCCCGGUGCUAAUAUUUUGCUAAUGGAGAAGAGGCGUUAUUUAAAAAAAAUUGUACAUAGAUUAUUAAUAUUUAUAGUUAUCGAAAAAGUGCGAAAAAACGAAAAACGUAAGACACUUAAAAAUAACAAAUACACGCUCUAGUAAUAAGAUCGUUAAAAAAUGCCUUGUUUCGUGAUCAUAAGAUUCCGUCUGAUUACAUGACGGAAGUUAAAGGACGAAUCAUCGAUAUAAAUAAAUCAAGGCAUUUGUUUAAAUAACGUGGUCACAAAAAAAAAAGAAAACAAAUAAUAAUGACGUUAUGUGAUUCUCUAAAAGUUUCGGGGAUCUAACUGUUUAUAGCGAUAUAAACUAAUCAUUACGAUAAUUAUGCGUACAGUU